AUGGUCAUGGAACAUGGGAACCGCUUCAGCUUCAGCUUCCUCCGCUCCAGUUGGGGCCUUCUGCUCCUGCUUCUGCCCCUGCCAGGAUGCUCAGGAGCUGAGGGCAAGCUGGCUCACAAGCUGUUUCGUGACCUGUUUGCAAACUACACAAGCGCCCUGCGACCUGUGGCGGACACAGACCAGACUCUGAAUGUGACCUUGGAGGUGACAUUGUCCCAGAUCAUUGACAUGGACGAGCGGAACCAGGUGCUGACCCUGUACCUCUGGAUCCGACAGGAGUGGACAGACGCGUACCUGAGAUGGAACCCAGAUGCCUAUGGUGGCCUGGAUGCCAUUCGCAUUCCCAGCAGCCUCGUGUGGUUGCCAGACAUCGUGCUCUACAACAAGGCGGACGCACAGCCGCCGGCGUCGGCCGGCACCAACGUGGUGCUGCGGAACGACGGCGCCGUGCGCUGGGACGCGCCGGCCAUCACGCGCAGCUCCUGCCGCGUGGACGUGUCGGCCUUCCCGUUCGACGCGCAGCGCUGCGGCCUGACGUUCGGCUCGUGGACGCACGGCGGGCACCAGCUGGACGUGCGCAGCCGCGGCGCCGCCGCCAGCCUGGCCGACUUCGUGGACAACGUGGAGUGGCGCGUGCUGGGCAUGCCGGCGCGGCGGCGCGUGCUCACGUACGGCUGCUGCUCCGAGCCCUACCCCGACGUGACCUUCACGCUGCUGCUGCGCCGCCGCGCCGCCGCCUACGUCUGCAACCUGCUGCUGCCCUGCGUGCUCAUCUCGCUGCUCGCCCCGCUGGCCUUCCACCUGCCCGCGGACUCGGGCGAGAAGGUGUCGCUGGGCGUCACCGUGCUGCUGGCGCUCACCGUCUUCCAGCUGAUCCUAGCAGAAAGCAUGCCGCCGGCCGAGAGCGUGCCCCUGAUCGGCAAGUACUACAUGGCCACUAUGACCAUGGUCACAUUCUCCACGGCGCUCACCAUUCUCAUCAUGAACCUGCAUUACUGUGGCCCCAAUGCCCGCCCUGUGCCGGCCUGGGCUCGGACUUUCCUGCUGGGACACCUGGCACGGGGUCUGUGCGUUCGGGAACGGGGGGAGCCCUGUGGGCGAUUCAGGCCACCUGAGUCACCUCCGAGGAGCCCCCAGCCUCCUGAGGGAGAAGCCAGCCCCCUGGCAGGCCCUUGCCAUGAGCUGCGGUGUCUAUGUCACCAGGAAGCCCUCUUGCACCAUGUAGCCACCAUUGCCAACACCUGCCGAAGCCACCGGGCUGCCCAGCGCCGCCAUGAGGACUGGAAACGCCUGGCCCGUGUGAUGGACCGAUUCUUCCUGGGAAUCUUCUUCUCCAUGGCCCUAAUAAUGAGCCUCAUAGUUCUGGUACAGGCCCUGUGAGAAGCUGUGCUGCAGCCACAGUGCCCUCGGUCAGGGAAGGCGGGGCCACGGUGGUUGUCUGCCCUCAGA
This is a messenger RNA of Echinops telfairi (small Madagascar hedgehog), 1449 nucleotides long. RefSeq names its product cholinergic receptor nicotinic alpha 10 subunit (gene CHRNA10). The transcript is spliced from 5 exons. Gene Ontology annotation, biological process: chemical synaptic transmission; signal transduction; monoatomic ion transmembrane transport. Lineage: Eukaryota; Metazoa; Chordata; Mammalia; Afrosoricida; Tenrecidae. The coding region runs from base 1 to 1380 and encodes 459 amino acids. Gene Ontology annotation, cellular component: neuron projection; postsynaptic membrane; synapse. Gene Ontology annotation, molecular function: acetylcholine-gated monoatomic cation-selective channel activity; transmembrane signaling receptor activity. The record is from RefSeq and is a predicted model, not a curated record.